AUGACGGUUUCACGAGAGGCAGUGGUUGCCAACAUUGAUGAACGGUGUCAGAGGCUCAAGUCGGACAGCGUUGAUCUCCUUCAAUUGCAUUGGCAACAUUAUGAGUACAGCUCAUAUAUCCAGGCCUUGAAGUACAUUCAAGAGGACAUUCGCGUUAAGAAUUUGGGACUGUGCAACUUCGAUACAGAGCAUAUGCAAAAGGUCAUUGACAGCGGAGUCAAGGUAUAUACUAACCAAGUUCAGUUUUCCCUUAUCGAUUCCCGGCCAACUGUUCGCAUGGCGGAACUUUGUGAGCGACACGAUGUAAAGCUGCUGACAUAUGGAACUUUGUGUGGAGGUCUUGUGGCGGAGAGAUGGAUUGGAAAGGACGCACCUGAUCUUUAUGGCGAGACAGUCACACCCAGCCAAGGAAGGUAA
Penicillium malachiteum is the source of this 417-nucleotide messenger RNA. RefSeq lists its product as uncharacterized. Bases 1 to 417 code for a protein of 138 amino acids. The transcript has 4 exons. Gene Ontology annotation, molecular function: oxidoreductase activity. The record is from RefSeq and is a predicted model, not a curated record. Lineage: Eukaryota; Fungi; Ascomycota; Eurotiomycetes; Eurotiales; Aspergillaceae.